GAGUAUACAUCAUUUCUAAAUAUGUCUGCAUUUUUUUAACGUGCAAAGUCUGCCGUAGGCAACAUUCGCUUGUCAACCGUUGCUUUUCGGCGUUGUUAAUUAGGCGGGAAACCAGCGUUACAAGCGUCCGUAAUUGUUUCCGAUGUCGUCUUAAAACUAGGUAUGGAAUAAACCAAAAACGUUUCUCCUCGACGUUAUCAUUUGUUUAAUAAGGUCAUUGGAUUAUAGUGAUGUAUGGCAGAUGAAACGGGGAAAAGGGAGAAAAGCUGCUGUCAUCGACGACGUUUGGAACAUUUUUAUACUUACAUUUUCCUGACAAACAGUAUGGAAAUUCAAAGCAUAUGCAUUUUAAUGGACGGUUGACAUUGAUACUAGUGUUUGAAAAGAAAAUUUAAGAAAUUCAAGCGAACAUUUUGGUUGGCCCUCGUUCCGUUCUUCGGCAAAAUUUUUCUACAUCAAACAUUAAAUAAAAUAUAUCAGCGAUGGAUAUGAAUCAUUUUAAACAAGAAGAAGUUUAUUAGAUACGUGGGUGUUAACAGAUUCCAAAGGAGACUUUAAUUACAGAUCUUUCAAGCUCAAUUUCUUUCAGAUUAAUGAUAUGUCAUUUGAGAAAAAACGAGUGUAUAUAUGCGGGAAUGGCAAAUAAUGUUCAGGAUAAAACUUAAUUAAAUUGAAGCCUCGCUUACUCUUGGAAAGCGCCAUACAAUGGGAGUUUGGAAGAAUGUCAGGAUGCGAUGUGCAUUUAGAUACUUAUUUUGUCUUUUAGUUUUAAUUUUAACUUUUAUUUCAAUUCAUUUAGCAUUAAUAUCGGACAAGACUGCCUAUUUUUUAAAACAGAAUUUUCUGUCUCAGAGAAAACAUCUGGAUUCAGCUUUAGAUGGUGAUAAAUCUUACAAUGCUAACAAUUUAAGUAAAUUAUUAGGUUUAAGCGUGAAGACAUUUUUAGCUUCCGGUGGCGCGCGCAGGUUACCAGUCGCUAUUUCAUGGCAGGAAUACAGGAGUAACCCAACUGCUUUAACAGGAAAUCCGCUAAUUGAUGAUUAUGGGAAGAACGAUCCCGGGAAAAUGGGUGAAAAUGGUUCUGGAAUCAUUCUGGUUGGCGCGGAGAAAGAAAAGGCGACUAGGUUAAUAUCCAAAUACAAUGUCAACGUUUAUGCAAGCGAUAGAAUUCCACUAAAUAGGUUGGUUCCAGAUGCAAGAUUCGCUGGAUGUGAUGUAAUUCCUUAUCCGUCAUCUCUACCUACUACAAGCAUUAUUAUCCCUUUUUACGACGAAUGGCCGUCAAUUCUUCUGCGCACUAUAUAUAGUAUAGUCAAUAGAACACCAAGGCAUCUUCUACAAGAAAUAAUAUUAGUUGACGAUGGGAGCCAAAUGGGUGAAUUGAAAGGAGAUCUUGACAAGUAUAUUGAAUCCCAUUUUCCAAAAGGUCUUGUCAAAAUGAUACGAGUUCCCGAGCGGAGAGGACUAAUUCAAGCACGACUAGCAGGGUACGAUAAUUCUACAGGCGAUGUCAUUAUCUUCUUUGAUAGUCAUAUGGAAGUAAACAUAGAUUGGCUUCAACCCUUACUUGUGGAGAUAAAGAAGGACCGUACAACAAUAGCCAUGGGUAAUCUAGAUUAUAUUCAGCUAGAUUCAAUGGAAUAUAAAUAUUAUCAGGAUUAUAUGACUAGAUAUGGUUUUGACUGGAGACUUGUCUUCUUUGAGACGUUCUUCAGAAACGAUCAAGUAGGAGCCAAAAAUACCGACACUCGACCAGGUACGGUAAUGGUAGGAGCAGCUUAUGCUAUAGAGAGAAACUUCUUUGCAGAAAUGGGGAAAUAUGACGAGGGAAUGAAAGUGUGGGGAGGAGAAAAUCUAGAAAUGGCGUGGAGGAUUUGGUUGUGUGGAGGCAAGCUUGUCCACGUGCCAUGUUCACACAUUGGUCACGUGGCGCGUUCACAACCAUACACAUUUCCGGGCGGAAGAGAGGCCAUAGAGCAGUAUAAUUAUAAACGAGCAAUAGAAGUUUGGAUGGAGCAGGAACAUAAAGACCUAGUCUAUAAUUACUUUCCACAAAUGGCAGCAGUUGACGUCGGGGAUCUAUCUGAAAGACUUGAAUUAAAGAAAAAACUCAAAUGCAAACCAUUUUCUUGGUUUAUGGAUAACGUUUGGCAAGAGCUAUUUGUUCUUAGCAGGAAUGUUACGGCCUGGGGAUCAGCUAGAAAUUUACACACCAACAAAUGUUUAGAUAAUCAUCAGUACCUCUUCCAAGCAGCCGAACCUCUCUUUGUUGAGCCUUGCCAUUACAUGUACGCUGCGCAGGGAUUUUCUCUGACCAAAGACAAAUUACUAAGAACAUCACUGCAAUGCGUUGUGUUAAAGGAGCAAUUCGAUGGAGCGAGACCAAAACUCGAAGAUUGCAUCAUUGGACCACGUGAUACAUGGAUACAUCAACAAGGAGGCUUUAUAAAGCACGAGCACUCCAAACUAUGCUUAGAUUUAGACGACCAGGGCCCUGUUAUGAAAACAUGUGAUCCUACCGCAAUAACUCAAAUUUGGCAAUUUAACACUUACAUUCCAUAGGAAUAAUUUAAUAAAGUUGUUAUAGUGGUGCCAUCGUUUUUUAUACUACAUUAACAAACAGUUUGUCAUCUUCUGUGGUGACCAAUGACCAACAAUGUAUUAUAACUGCGUCCCAAAGUGUUCAUAGGAUAUAAAGGUGUUUUAUUUCAGUGUUCGUUUUAAUUCAUUUAAGCAAGAUAAAGGUACGUUUAAUCCUAUAAACUACACACUGCUUUUUUAUUAUACAUGUAGUAAACACACAAAACUUUUGACUGUAAAUAGUCAUCGCUUUUUCGUUAAAAAUAAAAAAUAAAAAAAAGGUCAAAAGCGCACACGAAUAGUUUUCAGAAAUAUGAGAAUAAGUUCCAGUAAAACCUAUUCAAAAUUUCACAAACGACUGCGACCUUAUACACGAUUUUUGUGCAUGCAGAUUUUAAUCUUCCUUAAGAAGCAAAUCAUAUAUAACCAGUCAACAAGGGGCGACAACUCUUGUUGUAAAUUGCCAUUAUUUUAGUAUAAUAGGCAUGAGGCUGUAUAAAGAAUCGGGUUCUAAACCCAUUAUAUUCAGACUAUUCAUCGGUGCUUUUACAUUCCAAGCUAUUUAAAGUAUCAUCAUCAUCAUCAUCAUCAUCAUCAUCAUCCGAAUCAAGAUUAUUGUUAUAAUCAUUAUUUUCAUAACGAUUUAACAAUACAGAUAUUUUACAUAUCAACGUUUUAAAGGCGUUUUAUUAGAAAUGAAUUCCUUUUCGAGAAAAAUACAUAAUGUGAUGGGGGUUUCUAUUUUUUUUUCUCGAAAAACUUUUUAUCUUGUAGAUAGACGAAAUUUACAUGUAAUCAAUUCGACAAUUUUUAUUUCAUUUAUUCUUUUUCGUUCUUUUUUCAGAAUAUUAAAAUACAUAUAAAGAGGUUUGUUUAAGUUCAAUUAAUUAAAAUAGUAGAUGUACCGUCAUCUAAUAAAUAAUAACCUCGAGAAAAUCUUAAUUUUCAGAAAUAAAUGUGAUAAUGCUGCAAAAGCUGUUUGUAUUGUAUUUAUUGUUACUUACAUGUUGCCAGAGAAGACAAAAUAAAUGUAAAACAUU
Molecule: messenger RNA, 3620 nt
Organism: Ruditapes philippinarum (Manila clam)
Lineage: Eukaryota; Metazoa; Mollusca; Bivalvia; Venerida; Veneridae
Product: polypeptide N-acetylgalactosaminyltransferase 13-like
Exons: 11
Coding region: 706-2562 (618 amino acids)
Cellular component (GO): Golgi apparatus
Source: RefSeq, a predicted model, not a curated record